Molecule: messenger RNA, 2266 nt
Organism: Megalobrama amblycephala (Wuchang bream)
Lineage: Eukaryota; Metazoa; Chordata; Actinopteri; Cypriniformes; Xenocyprididae
Gene: asb4
Product: ankyrin repeat and SOCS box containing 4
Exons: 5
Coding region: 758-2065 (435 amino acids)
Biological process (GO): intracellular signal transduction
Molecular function (GO): protein binding
Source: RefSeq, a predicted model, not a curated record
GAUGACUCAUCAUGCACUACACAGAUUUUUGACUAAUCAGAUGCUCUCUAAAAAUGAAAAAGCCCCGCCCCCUAAUACCACCUGCAACCAAUUAGCAAGCUGCUUUUUUAAGGAUAUUUCCUGCCCCAAAUGUCCUAUUUUAGUAUGAAAAAUGAAAAGGCCUUGUUACACAGAAAUUUCUAAUGUGUUGAUUUAGUACUUGAGAAACUUUUAUUAGCACAUCUGAAAAUGGUUGCUGCUUAAUGACUUGUUGAAACAAUACCGAACAUCUUAUUUCAGCUUUACUAGUGUAUUCAUUUUCAUAAAUGCAACAUUAUUUCACCUAUUCACUUGUUAUCUUAUUACAGUUACAAGACCGGGCCUCCAAAAAAGACAAAGGUGUCACACACUUGGUUAAAUUUUGGUUAAUGUUUGUCUUUGGUAAUCAUAGUUUUGCCCAAAAUUCUUUAUUGUAACUUUAAGAUCAUACUAAAUUAAUAUGGUCUUACCUUAAUUCUUUUAGCAGAUGCUAAAGGUGACAUACAAAUGAGUGAUUCGUUUUAAGAAGGCAUAACAGAGCAGUGCUAAACUUAUAAAAGUUUGCUGGUCCAGUAUGCCUUGACCUCUUCCCCUCACAGUCUAUUAAUAGUAAGACUAUGUGACUGACUCCACCGAUUGUGUUUCACAGCCACGCUCCCGACAACCGGAAUUUACAAAGCUUUUGGGAAUCACUUAUAUUUACUGAAAGAGUGCGGAUUAAUCUGUGUAUGUGUGCGAUAUGAGCAGGCCUCGAGCAGUUCUCGGUUUAGUGGAGGAAGAUGACCGGGAUUUGUCGCGGCGGGAAGCAGUGAAUCGUUUAAAGACAAGCUUUCUAGAAGCGCUCACGCGUAACGAUGCAGCUGAGGUUGCAAAAAUCCUUCGCACCACCAGCAUUGACAUAGACGCUGUGUUAGACGUGGAGGACCGCGAUAUGAUCCUUGCCUCGUAUAAGCAAGGAUACUGGCUACCAAGUUAUAAGUUGGAGACAUCCUGGGCGAUGGGUCUUCACGUGUGUAUGAUGUACAAUGCUUUGGAGAGUGCCGUAGUUCUUCUGCAGAAUGGGGCAGCGGUCAACAGGAAACCUAAUGGGAAGACCCCUCUACAUGUGGCCUGUACGGUGUCUAAUGCUGACUGUGUGGGACUUCUGCUGGAAUGGGGCGCGCGGAUCAACAGCAUGUCUCUGAGUGGACACACCCCUUUACACUACUGCAUUACAGCAGAGUCUUUGGACUGUGCCAAACAUCUGAUUCUCAAAGGAGCAAAUGUCAACAUGCCCAGUGAGGAGAACCAGGACACCCCUCUGCACACAGCAGCCCGGUUCGGUAUCCCAGAGCUGGUGGCUUUAUAUAUCGCUCAUGGAGCUGAUAUCAAUGCAGUCAACGGCUACAUGGAGACACCUCUUAUCACCGCUUCAUUCUGGGCCAUGGACAUUCGCGAACGAACCUAUAGCUCAGACCACCAUCUCGUCUGCCGGAUCCUGUUGGACCACAAUGCUAAAGUAUAUUCAUAUGAGGAAGACAAGAAGACGGCGUUGCACAAAGCUUGCUGGAAUUGUGACCAUGUGCUUAUCCAGAUGUUGCUGGAGGCCGGUGCCGAGACUAAAGCUAUGGAUGUCAAUGGAUGCGCAGCUAUACAGUAUCUGCUGAAAGUGACGCAAAUCAGGCCGUGGGCCAUUCCUGAACGCUGCUAUCAGCUGCUUCUGAACUACGGAGCAGCCCGAGUGUAUCCACCACAGUUUCACAAGGUGUUGCAGGCGUGUCAUGAAUACCCCAGGGCAGUGGAGGUGAUGGUCAAUUCAUAUGAACAUAUCAAGUACACUAAAAAAUGGAGAGCUGCUAUUCCUGAAGCUGUAUAUGAGCGGCACAGGAAUUUUUAUGACUCUCUGUUUGCCGUCUGCACCAACAGUCCACGCACUCUACAACAUCUGGCCAGAUGUGCAAUACGUGCCGCAUUGUCGAAUCGCUGUGAAUUGGGUGUCCAGCAACUCAUUCUUCCUCCAUCAGUGAAGAAAUACUUACUUCUGGAGCCUGUUGGAUUCAUAUUCUGACAUCAUAUUCUGCUUUAUAGACAUAUGACUGCUGCAUGCUCACUAUCGUUUACAUCAAUUCUCCAUACAUCAUGUUUGCUUGUCAGACAUUCCACAUAAUUCCAGUGCUGGUGACAUUAGAUGUUUCAUUUACAUCUUAUUGUUCACUGGUGUCCAGGUCUUGUUUGCUUAUGUUUUAAAAUGUUUUCUUUAUUUGAUACA